Gossypium raimondii (Peruvian cotton) is the source of this 501-nucleotide messenger RNA. RefSeq lists its product as uncharacterized. The transcript has a single exon. Bases 1 to 501 code for a protein of 166 amino acids. The record is from RefSeq and is a predicted model, not a curated record. Lineage: Eukaryota; Viridiplantae; Streptophyta; Magnoliopsida; Malvales; Malvaceae.
AUGGCAAACAACACAAACUCAUUAUCACUGCGAUCUCUCCUUGAGAAGGAAAAGUUUAAUGGCUUAAACUUCCUUAACUGGUUCUGUAACUUGAGGAUUGUGCUCAAGCAAGAACAUAAAUUGUAUGUCAUUGAAGAACCCGUUCCUAAUGAACCAGCAACUAAUCGCUCUAGAGCUGAAAAUGAUACUUAUAAGAAGCACCUUGGUGACAUGGUAGACAUAGGAUGUCUAAUGCUUACUAUUAUCAUUCUUGAGCUUCAAAAGCAACAUGAGGAUAUGGUUGCUUAUGAUAUGAUCCAACACCUUAAGGAAUUAUAUGAUGGGCAAGCACGUCAAGAGAGGUACGAGACCUCUAAGGCUCUAUCUCGAUGCAAAAUGGUGGAGGGAACUCCCGUGGGAACUCAUGUUCUCAAAAUGAUAGGCUAUAUAGAAGGCCUUGAAAAACUCAGAUUCUCUCUAGGUGAGGAAUUGGCCACCGAUGUUAUUCUAAAAUCGUUGUAG